Messenger RNA from Puntigrus tetrazona (Sumatra barb), 1770 nucleotides. RefSeq names its product glucose-6-phosphatase catalytic subunit 1b (gene g6pc1b). Gene Ontology annotation, biological process: gluconeogenesis; glucose 6-phosphate metabolic process. The coding region runs from base 256 to 1317 and encodes 353 amino acids. Gene Ontology annotation, molecular function: glucose-6-phosphatase activity. Lineage: Eukaryota; Metazoa; Chordata; Actinopteri; Cypriniformes; Cyprinidae. Gene Ontology annotation, cellular component: membrane. The record is from RefSeq and is a predicted model, not a curated record. The transcript has 5 exons.
AAUUUUCCCUCUAUUUACUCCAGAGAGUCCAAAGCUCAGGUGGUGCCCAGUGACCAGGCAACAGAGAGGACGAAUAAAAGGAGCAGGCUCAUCUAGGUCGUCGCAGAGAUGACAAUCAGGAUUCGCGACACUGAAAACAUAAUGAAUUUCUUUUUACAAACAGCAGCUUAUGCCUGCUAAGACUCAUAAUGCUAUAUAAAAACUAAAAGCAUAAAUGAGGAUCUGUAACAUUGCUGUUACAGACUUACAGUGGUAAUGGAAGUCUUGUACGGUUAUGGGAUCAGCAGUACGCUAUACCUGCAGACGCAUUAUGGACAUGCCCAAAGCUGGUUUACAUUUGUGUCUACAGUGGCAGACCUGCGUACAACAUUUUUAUACUUUUUUCCUAUUUGGUUUCAUCUACAAUCUGCAGUGGGAGUAAAGCUGGUCUGGGUUGCCGUUGUGGGAGAUUGGCUCAACUUAGUCCUCAAGUGGCUUAUGUUUGGCGAGCGUCCUUAUUGGUGGGUUAAAGAAACUGUUUAUUAUGGCAACUUAACUGUACCGCAAAUCAAACAGUUCCCCGUGACAUGCGAGACUGGCCCUGGAAGUCCCUCCGGUCAUGCGAUGGGAGCUGCAGGGGUUUACUAUGCCAUGCUCACGUCACUGCUGACGAUUUUGCAGGAGUAUGACCCCCUUAAAAGAUGGUGCUUGCAGGGUCUUCUUUGGGCCCUUUUCUGGGGUGUGCAGGUUUGUGUCAGUCUCUCUCGAGUCUUCAUUGCAGCUCAUUUCCCACAUCAGGUCGUUGCGGGAGUUGUUUCAGGAAUCGCUGUGGCCAAGGCGUUUAAUAGAGUGUCCUGGAUCUAUUCAGCAAGCUUGAAGAGUUAUGUGCACACAAUCCUCUGUCUAGUGUUUAUUGCACUGGGGCUUUAUGCAUUGUUGGACGCUGCUUCGAUAGACCCCUACUGGAGCCUAAUGAAGGCACAGAAGUGGUGCUUUCAGCCUGAAUGGGUCCAUCUGGAUACUACACCCUUUGCUGGCCUCCUCCGCAACACCGGGGCCCUGUUUGGACUAGGGCUGAGCCUCCAUUUGCCUAUUCAUGGUGAUCUGCAAAAAAACAGGAUCUGUGAAAACAGCGCCAUUUACAGACUAACCUGUACAGCAGCAACACUGCCUCUCCUGAGCCUCUUAGACUCAUUCAGACCUCCCACAAGCACUCGUGCGCUCUUCUAUGCACUUUCUUUCUGUAAAAGCGCCACUGUGCCUCUAACCACAAUACGUUUUGUGCCUUAUUGCAUGAGCAUAUUAGCAAAUGUAUACCACAGAAAGAAAGCAUAUUAAACUCAGAUUCUAUUAAAAUCAAGCUCAUUAAGAUUAAGUCUGAAAUUAAGUCUGUAUUAACUAUUUUCCUCACUUUGCCUGUUUUAAAAUAUUUCAGUGUAAGUAUGAUUCUUGAAAACCAAAGAUUACUUUAUAUGAUUUUAUUUUAAUGCAUGCAUACUGAAUUAAGCAGAGAUAUCACCAGGAAUAUCCAAUGCUAUACAUAAUAUAAUACACAAUAUAAUACAUAUAUUUCCUGAUGAAAAGAGAUCAAACAACUAUAAUUAUAUGUAUUAACUAUAAUACAUGUAUUAAAUAGUAUGUUUUAUAAUAUCUGCUGGCCACCAUUAUUGUUUGUUUUUUUUCCCUUACAUUUUGUAUACUGUGAUAAAUUGUUUGUGUUUUAUAAUUGUUCAUUGUCUAAAUGUAGCUGAAAAGCUUAUAAUAAACUGUUCAAUGGCAGUUUUAGCUGUG